Pyrenophora tritici-repentis Pt-1C-BFP is the source of this 564-nucleotide messenger RNA. NCBI's taxonomy places the organism in Eukaryota, Fungi, Ascomycota, Dothideomycetes, Pleosporales, Pleosporaceae. The record is from RefSeq and is a predicted model, not a curated record.
AUGUGGAACGUGGACCACUUGAAGCCUAUUCUCGACAACAUUGCCACGCACUGCCAUCAAAUUCACACCCUAUGCCUGGUUAUCUUGUCCCAGGAUCAAGGCGACCAGAUAAAUAACGGUCCAGCGCUGUCUUGGGUCGACGCCUUCUACAGGACCAUGUCGUUGCGUAAAAUGAGAGUGGACCUGCCCAGAAGGGCUUAUUUCAAGUCAAGAGGAUGUCGCGUGACCUGGGGCAGAGAUCUAUACCAUCCACGCGAAGCGCCGAUCAAGGAUGCAGCGUACCACAGAAUGAAAUGGAGGUGCUUAGAUAGCGAAGAGCCUUGGGAGCAGUACAGGUCGGUCGAGCGUUACCCAUACCCACCGCUGAAGCUGCCGGUACCUGAAGAUGAGGAUGGGAGCGUGGAGAGCGCGGGAUACUGGCUUGCCAUGGGCGACGAGGGACCGAUGUGGCAACCUUUAUGCAAAUAUCCCCGCUUUAUCACUCUUCCCUCCCACUCCAACACGCACGUGCGAGACUACAGCGAACCACAACAGAGUGCGACACACCAAAUGAUCCGACCCUAA